Molecule: messenger RNA, 1458 nt
Organism: Papaver somniferum (opium poppy)
Lineage: Eukaryota; Viridiplantae; Streptophyta; Magnoliopsida; Ranunculales; Papaveraceae
Exons: 5
Coding region: 1-1458 (485 amino acids)
Source: RefSeq, a predicted model, not a curated record
AUGGGAGGUGUUAAAGCUGUUAUGAUUGUUGUCGAUAAGUACAAGAUGGCUACUGGUCACAAGAUUGCUAUUCUUAAAAAUGACAAAACUCGUUUUACUGCAAAGUGCGAAGAAGAUUCAUUUUGGGCAUGUGGUUGGAGGAUUCAUUUUGGGCCUGUGAAUGGUGAUACUUCUCGGUUCGUGCUGACAGAUUCUAACGCUCACAGUUCAGUGAGUGAUCCUAGGUUAAAACCCAGACAGAUCAUGUCACUUUUCAAGAAAACUUAUGGGUCCAAUAUUAAGUAUCACCAUGCCCGUAGAGGGAAAGAAGCUGUAUUUGAAGAACCGUAUGGAGAUGACGAGAAGUCGUAUAGCGAUUUUACUUGGUAUGUCAAAGCAAUUGAAGAAACUAAUCCCGAUAGCUAUGUGAAGUUUGAAGUUGAGGAUGGAACCAGUAGAUUUCAUAGGAUAUUCGUUUGUUACGGUGCUUGCAAGCAUAGCUAUAGGUAUCUCAGGCCCAUGAUUUACUUGGACGCUACUUUCCUUACUGGUAGAUACAGGGGUACUCUUAUGGCUGCUACAUGUAUCAACGGAAACAAUGAGUUUUACCCAUUUGCUUUUGCUAUUGUUUCUUCUGAAAACAAAGAUAAUUGGUUUUGGUUUCUGGAGAAUCUUCAACAUGUUGUCGAUGGUCGUCCGAUUGUUUUCCUUAGUGAUCGUGAUGCGAAUUCGAAGCCCGUUCUUGAUUUGUUUUACAAAGCUGCGUACUCUUACACACCAGCAAACUUUGAAGAAGCUUUGAGGGGAAUGCAUGCAAUUGGAGCUGGACAUGUUGCUAACUAUAUCAGGACUAUUCCAAAGGAGAAAUGGGCAAAUGCGUUUUUCCCUGUAUGCAGAUAUGGUGCUCACUCUUCAACUCUUGCCGAGUCCUUUAACAAUUGGGUUCUUUCUUUCAAAAAGUUGCCUGCUUUUGUUCUUCUCGAUGCGAUACGUUUGAAGGUUAUGGAGAAAAUGUCUGAGAGAAGGAUACUAGGUCUGGAAACAUUCAACACUAGGCUCACUCCUGAAUAUGAGGCUUUACUAAAGGAAAACAUCGACAUUGGUCAUACUUGGACUGUUGUUCAGUCCAUGGAAAGAUUGUAUGAAGUCAGGUGGCGAGUGAAUGGUUUUCCUUGUGCGCAUGCUUGUGAUUCCAUUCAAGCUACUAGAGAAGACAUCUAUUUAUUUUUUGAGCCAUACUUCACCACCGAAUGGUACAACAAGACAUACCAGGAGAUCAUCUUGCCAAUCCCCAAUUAUGACAAGCCGCGGUCUUAUGAUCCUAGUGAUAGGGUUAUUGUUCCUAUUCCUGUUCCUCCACCGGGUAGACGAAGAACACAUCGCUUCAAGAAUGCAUAUGAGAAGCAAAAGAGGAAAAUUAUGUGCACAAAUUGCUUCACUCUUGGUCACCAUAACAGAGCUACCUGCCCCAUGCUUUGA